AUGAGAACAUUUAAAAAUUAACUGAACUUCUAAAUUAAAGCACAUGACUUUAAUAAUAAAAGCUAUUCAAAUGAAAAACAAGAAAAAACUAAAUUAGUUCUACUACUUAAAAAAUCACAUAAUGUGAUUUUUAUUUAAUUAUUACAAUUAUUAAUUCAACUUACAGAUUUUUAUAAACUAUUCAUUUAAAGUGGGUCAAAAUCACUUCACUUGUUAGUGGAUAUGAAGGUAGAUAUUAGGAACUAAUCAUUCGAGAACAUAAAUAUCAAAAAUACUUCUUUAUUAGGAGCAAAUUUGGUUCAAUGCAAUUUAAGUAGAUCUGAAUUUAAUAAUGUAACUAUAAGCAGUAUGAAUCUGAAUGGAACAUUUCUGUUGAAUUGUAAGUGGAAGCAUAUUAAGAUCCAUGAAUUGAAUCAAUUAGAUGGUCAUAAUGAUAACAUGAAUUCAGUCUGUUUCACUCCUGAUAGUACUGUAGCAACUUGUAGCCGAAAUCCUAGGUAUAAUACCAUUGAUAACUCUAUCCUUCUAUGGGAUAUCAAAACACGAUAAUAAAAAGCCAAAUUAGAUGGUCAUAGUGAUGAAGUUAGAUCAGUCUGUUUCUCUCCUGAUGGAAAUACAUUAGCUUCUGGUAGUUAUGAUAACUCUAUCCGUCUAUGGGAUGCCAAAACAGGAUAAUAAAAAGCCAAAUUGGAUGGUCAUAGUAAUUGUAUCAACUCAGUCUGUUUUUCUUCUGAUGGAAAUACAUUAGCUUCUGGUAGUGAUGAUAACUCUAUCCGUCUAUGGGAUGUCAAAACAGGAUAAUAAAAAGCCAAAUUAGAUGGUCAU
Paramecium primaurelia is the source of this 825-nucleotide messenger RNA. The record is from the annotation of a GenBank genome assembly. Lineage: Eukaryota; Ciliophora; Oligohymenophorea; Peniculida; Parameciidae.